Peronospora belbahrii is the source of this 603-nucleotide messenger RNA. The record is from the annotation of a GenBank genome assembly. NCBI's taxonomy places the organism in Eukaryota, Oomycota, Peronosporomycetes, Peronosporales, Peronosporaceae.
AUGGACGACGUGUCGCUACAACAAAAACCACCAACGGACGAGAAAGAACUGGACAAUUUGAUUUUUAAUGGCGAAGAAGAAGCGGAAUUUACGACGAAGGAUACGCAAUUACAGCCUCAGAUUCAGAUGGAGACACAGGACGGGGACUCGAACGAUAGUGAUGAGAAAAAAUCCGCGGCUUUGGCGAAAUCUGGCGACCGUUCUUCGCUAAAUAAUGUCCUGCCUGUGGAUAAGCUCAAGAAUGGCGCUACUACGGCCUCCAAAGUUCUUGGUCAAACUUUCUCAAUGUUUAAGGAGAGAUCAGGAGCUGCACUUGAAGCAGCCAAGUCAUCCAAUGCUGGAAAAACAAUUGCAGGCGGAUUGAAUACUGCUGCGAAUGCUGGUCAGGAACGAUAUGGCAAACUCAAGGGGACGGAUGCUUUUAAAAAGUCAUCCAAUCUGGCAAGUGGUGCCUAUGAGCGGACGUCUCUUGUUGCCUCAGGUGCUCUGGAAAAGGCGCGCGCAGCGUCAUCGUCUGGACUUGAGAAGGCAAAACAUACGGCUGCUGCUAGCAUUGAGACGAUUAAGUCGAAGACGGGUGGUAAGAAAGGUGGUGAGGAGUAA